This is a messenger RNA of Cyclocybe aegerita, 852 nucleotides long. NCBI's taxonomy places the organism in Eukaryota, Fungi, Basidiomycota, Agaricomycetes, Agaricales, Hemipholiotaceae. The record is from the annotation of a GenBank genome assembly.
AUGCGGUUUUCAUUUGGUGUUAUAACGACCAUUAGCGUCGCAAGACUUGUCUCCACCACUGCCAGUGACUGUGUAGGCACCAUCAGCUCACUUGACGACGUUGCUACAGCCGUCCAGUGCACAACAGUGAACCUCAACAGCUUCACCGUUCCCGGAGGACAAGCUCUGACUCUGGAUCUCCUAACCGGAACGACAGUCACUAUGUACGGAGACAUUUACUUUGGAAACUUGAGUUGGGUCGGCCCGCUUUUCAUUGUUAGGUCCGUUCUACUGGGAUGGCCUAGGGCAGAAUGGCGGAAUACAAAAGCCAUCUCCGAUGAUGAAGAUCAAGAUUUCUGGUACAUAUGCAAAUGUCACCGUUGUCAAUUCGCCCGCACGCGUUUAUUCCGUGUCCAAUCCUGCGCCAUUGUUAAUGACCAACCUCACUGUCGACAACUCUCAAGGCGAUGUGCCCAACAACCAAAGCAAUGGCCUCCCGGCUGGUGCGGUUUUUUUGCAGGACACAACACUGACGGCUUUGACUGCGGUACGACAAAUUUAGUCAUUGAAAACAGCUACGUCCACAAUCAGGACGACUGCCUUGCAAUUAAUAAGGGAUCCAACAUCGUCUUCACCAACAAUACAUGCAUCAACGGCCACGGAAUUUCAGUUGGAUCCAUUGCCUCCAAUGUCACCGUCUCUGACAUCGUGAUUUCGGGAAACACCAUCAUCGACAAUGAUCAGGCUCUCAGAAUCAAGACGGAUGCCACCGCGACGAAUAGCACGAUCAGCAACAUAACGUACGCGGGCAACACCGCCACGGGCAUGCGUCAAUUUGGCGUGCUCAUCGAUCAGUUCCGGGAAAUGGGGUGA